Messenger RNA from Cornus florida, 585 nucleotides. RefSeq lists its product as uncharacterized. The transcript is spliced from 2 exons. The record is from RefSeq and is a predicted model, not a curated record. NCBI's taxonomy places the organism in Eukaryota, Viridiplantae, Streptophyta, Magnoliopsida, Cornales, Cornaceae. Bases 1 to 585 code for a protein of 194 amino acids.
AUGGAUAUCAAUGCUGACAAUGUGGUGGACUCAGAAAUAGAGGACCUUACAGAGAAUACCGAUGAUGGAAAACUAGUAUGGGAUGAUUCCCAUCUUGAAGCUUUCAUCAUCUGUAUGGAGGAAGAAGUUUAUGGCGGUAAUCGGAAUAACACAACUUUUACUCCAAAUGGUUGGAAGAAUAUACGGAAAGGCUUGAGUAGGCGUACAGGCAAGAACUAUGAACUGAAACAACUUAAAAGCAAAUUCAACCACCUGAGGGUAGACUACAGAGCCUUUAUGAGUUUGUUAGGAGAAACAGGUGUGGGAUAUAAUGCUGAGACGGGCAUAGUUGUAGUUGAAAAUGAAAGAUGGACUAGAUUGAUCAAGGUGAAUUCCCAAUAUGGUAAGUAUCGAACGAAGCCAUGCAAUCAUUUUGAUAAGCUCACAACCGUAUUUGGAGGCACACACGCUACAGGUGCACAUGGAACUUGGAGAAUCAUAUUUAAGUACGACACCACCAAUCCAGGUGUGGCAACUCGCGGGUAUGGCAUGGAACUUGGAGAAUCAUAUUUAAGAUGGGUCAAAAAUAAAUUGGAUAAUUUUUAA